AUGAAAAUCACGUCUUUAUUUUCUGCCAUGUUCUUACUGGAUCUCUUUGCCUGCUGCCGUGCAUAUGCACAAUAUCCCUUGCCUGACACUGAAGAUGCAAAGUUCAUUGAAGACUGUGUGAGUGCUCACAACAACUUUCGAUCCAAAGCGAAUCCACCAGCCAGCAAUAUGUUUCGCAUGUCCUGGGACCCUGCUUUAGCUAAGUCUGCCAAAGCAUGGGCAAAGAAGUGCAAGUUUCAGCACAACAGCUACCUUAAAAUACCACAGAAGAUGCACCCCACUUUUACUUCUGUAGGAGAAAACAUCUGGACUGGCACAGCCACCAUCUUUUCUGUGCGUGCAGCUCUGAAUGACUGGUUUAAUGAAUUCAGAAGCUAUGAUUUCAACACCCGUAGCUGUACUAGCAUAUGUGGUCACUAUACCCAGGUCGUUUGGGCAACGAGUUACAAAGUUGGCUGUGCAGUUCACUUCUGCCAUACAGUUGAAAAAUUUCCAGGACUCUACAGAGCAGCACAUUUUGUUUGUAACUAUGGGCCAGCGGGGAAUUACCCAACAAAACCUUAUGAAGAGGGACCACCAUGCAGUAGAUGCACUAACGACAAGUGUGUGAACAAGCUCUGUGUAAAUGCAGAACGUGAGAAGCUGAUAAGUUAUACCAACUGGUACCCGGACGGGGACACGCAGCCCCAGCCACCGCAACCCCGUCCCCCCAGGCCUCCAGCCCACACCCCCCCAGCUGGGCAGCCGCGUCCCUCUUGCGACCACUACUGUCUUACUGUCUUGAUUUUAAGGCUGCUGUUUUUGGUACUGAGCGCUGUAGGUACUCUUUUAGUACAGCAGUGGUUUCCACACACGUUUAUAUAUGAGUAA
Molecule: messenger RNA, 870 nt
Organism: Cygnus atratus (black swan)
Lineage: Eukaryota; Metazoa; Chordata; Aves; Anseriformes; Anatidae
Product: glioma pathogenesis-related protein 1-like
Exons: 6
Coding region: 1-870 (289 amino acids)
Cellular component (GO): extracellular region
Source: RefSeq, a predicted model, not a curated record